Argentina anserina (silverweed cinquefoil) is the source of this 567-nucleotide messenger RNA. RefSeq names its product cyclin-dependent kinases regulatory subunit 1. Gene Ontology annotation, cellular component: cyclin-dependent protein kinase holoenzyme complex; SCF ubiquitin ligase complex. Bases 103 to 360 code for a protein of 85 amino acids. The record is from RefSeq and is a predicted model, not a curated record. Lineage: Eukaryota; Viridiplantae; Streptophyta; Magnoliopsida; Rosales; Rosaceae. The transcript has 4 exons. Gene Ontology annotation, molecular function: protein kinase binding; cyclin-dependent protein serine/threonine kinase activator activity; histone binding. Gene Ontology annotation, biological process: regulation of mitotic cell cycle.
CCCAACCCUAUUUUUGUAUCACGCUCGCUACUCUCUCUGGCUCUGUGUGAGAUCGAGCUAGUGUGAAAAAGUGGUUGUGAUUUUGGUGUGAGUGAGACUAAGAUGGGCCAGAUCCAGUACUCUGAGAAAUACUUUGAUGAUACUUAUGAGUACAGGCAUGUUGUUCUUCCUCCGGAAGUGUCCAAACUACUUCCAAAGAAUCGGCUUCUUUCUGAGAAUGAAUGGCGUGCUAUUGGGGUUCAGCAGAGCCGUGGUUGGGUCCACUAUGCAAUUCACCGCCCUGAGCCACACAUCAUGCUCUUCAGGAGGCCAUUGAACUUUCAGCAACAGCAGGAGAACCAGUCCGUCCUUGCUAAGUGAUUCCUGUGAUGGAUCAGACCUUGUAAUCUCUAUAACUGAAAUGCUAGAUCGUGAGGGUUUAUUAUAUGUUUAAAAGAAAUUAAUGUCCUGGCACACAUAUCGUAAAUUCUCUCUUUUGGAGAAUUGCAAGUCUUUAGUGACCUCCAACUAUCGUAAAUUCUGGUGUACUGAUAUUAUCUAGAUUUUAUGGUCAAUAGCUUUUCCUCU